AUGAACAAGGUUAAGAAGGCCGUUGGCGAUCUCGUCUCCCGCGACGGGAAGCACGACACCACCGUGGACGAAGAAGUCCGACGCCCCGUCACCAACGAACACGUUCGUCCGCACGAGCAGGAGAAGGUGAGGACGGCUGUGGAAAAGGACAUCCACCAGGAUCACCACCACACUACCGUCCAGCCUCUUGAGCAUAAAGAAGUUCUCCCUGAAAAACACCAUGAGAGAGUCCUUCCCACCGAACACCGCUCCUUUGAGCACGGCAGCGACAGGGACGUGAGUAACUUCCUCGAGCGUGACGCCGCCAAAUACCAGGACGCCUCCGUCACCCACGACAAGACCCACGAGACCCAUGCCGAAGCGCCCGUCGUCGCCGGCGAGCGCGUCCACCACCACGUCCAUGAACACGUCCAGCCCGUCAUCCACAAGGAGACUGUGGCACCGGAAGUCAUCCACACCACUGCUCCCAUCCACGAAACCCAUCAGGCUGCGGCCGUGCAUCAUGGAACCAAGGUCUUGCCUACGAAGACUUUGAAUGAGUUCACGGGGGGUCAGGGAGUGCCUGAGAGCAGAGGUCAUCGGAUGAAGGAUCAGUAUGAGGGCUGUCCGACAUUCGAUGGCAAGGACUUGGAGGGUAACAGGGUUGGUGGCAAUGAAAGGACUGGGUUUAACGAGAGGACUGGUACCAACGAUAGGACUGGUGUUAAUGAGAGGACUGGUGUCAAUGAAAGAGUUGGUGCCAACGAUAGGGUUGGUACUAAUGAGAGGACUGGCGCUUAUGAUAGGACGGGUAGUGGAGGCUUGGGCCGUUGA
Molecule: messenger RNA, 813 nt
Organism: Trichoderma citrinoviride
Lineage: Eukaryota; Fungi; Ascomycota; Sordariomycetes; Hypocreales; Hypocreaceae
Exons: 2
Coding region: 1-813 (270 amino acids)
Source: RefSeq, a predicted model, not a curated record